This is a messenger RNA of Poecilia reticulata (guppy), 2649 nucleotides long. It is a transcript of the gene sts, whose product is annotated as steroid sulfatase (microsomal), isozyme S. The record is from RefSeq and is a predicted model, not a curated record. Gene Ontology annotation, molecular function: arylsulfatase activity. NCBI's taxonomy places the organism in Eukaryota, Metazoa, Chordata, Actinopteri, Cyprinodontiformes, Poeciliidae.
CUAAUUGAAGGUGAACCUGAUUUACUGUCAAACAGCCUUUCCUGCUCUUUUGUUAUGUAUGUGACUGCAAGCUGAUCUGUACGACUUUCUACUGGUCAAAAUGAUCUCCGCUUUGAUGCCACAUCCUUAUCUGCUCCUGAUGUUGCUCUUGGUGGGGAAAUCUGUACUUCUACAGGAAAACAUCAAGCCCAAUUUCAUCCUAAUGAUGCUGGAUGAUCUUGGAAUUGGAGACCUGGAGUGUUAUGGCAAUACAACAUUAAGGACAUCCAAUAUUGACCAGUUGGCACAGGAAGGGGUGAAGCUGACUCACCAUGUUGCUGCAGCAAGCCUCUGCACUCCAAGUCGAGCAGCAUUCCUUACGGGACGAUACCCAAUAAGAUCAGGUAUAGCUGGUAAUUUAAGACCAGGGGUCUUUAUAUUCAACGCAGCGUCGGGAGGUCUACCGGCUCGAGAAGUUACUUUUGCUAAAAUUGUUAAACAACAGGGUUAUAAUACAGCUCUUAUAGGGAAAUGGCACCUUGGACUUAACUGUGAGAGCAGUGAUGAUCACUGCCACCACCCCAGUGUCCAUGGCUUUGAUUACUUCUUUGGAAUUCCUUUAACCAACCUGCGAGACUGCCAGCCUGGACACGGCACUGUUUUCCAAAUCCAUAAGUACUUACCGUACGGUUCGCUGGGAGCAGCCUUGCUCAGUGCGGCUGUUCUCCACUGGAGUGGUCUCAUCCUGCUCCGAAGACGACUGAUCUUGGGUCUGCUGUCCGUGCUGGCUGGGGUCACCAUACUGGUAGCAGGAUUUAUCAAGAUCAUUCCUUAUUUGAACUGCAUUCUCUUCAGAGAUCACAGCAUUGUGGAGCAGCCGUUCACUUUAGAAAACCUGACACAGAAAAUGACUCAUGAGGCAGUGGAUUUCAUAGAGAGGAACUCAGGAAGGCCUUUCCUUUUAUUUUUGUCCUACUUACAAGUUCACACGGCCAUGUUUGCUUCUGCUGCGUUUAAAGGAACAAGCAGUCAUGGUGUCUAUGGAGAUGCUGUUCAUGAAGUGGACUGGAGUGUUGGCCAGAUCCUGCAGACGCUGGACAGACUCAGAGUGAGAGAAAACACUCUGCUUUAUCUGACUUCAGACCAGGGUGCUCAUCUAGAGGAGCUGACUGCUGCAGGCCAGGUGCAUGGAGGAUGGAAUGGAAUAUAUAAAGCAGGGAAGUCUACCAAUUGGGAAGGAGGGAUCCGGGUUCCUGGAAUUCUGAGCUGGCCGGGUCAAAUCCCCAGUGGCACAGAGAUAGAUGAGCCCACCAGCAACAUGGAUCUGUUUCCUACUGUUGUUCAUCUAAGUGGAGCUACAAUUCCACAGGACAGGGAAAUUGAUGGCCACAACCUCAUGGAUCUGCUACAGGGAAGAGCUGAAAGGUCCAACCAUGAAUUUCUGUUUCAUUACUGUAACUCCUACUUGAACGCAGUGAGAUGGCAUCCUCCCAACAGUGGCUCCGUGUGGAAAGCCUUUUACUUCACCCCAGACUUCUAUCCAGCAGAUAAAACAACCUGUUUCCACACACAUGUCUGCUUUUGCACACCAGAUCAUGUGACCUACCACGAUCCUCCACUUCUUUUUGAUCUCUCAAAGGACCCAUCAGAGUCAAGGCCACUGACCGCUGACACAGAACCGGCGUUCUACUCGAUUCUUGCUGCAAUGAAGCAGGCAGUGGAGGUCCAUCAGAGGUCAGUGAAGCCUGUGGAGUGCCAGUUAAGUGCGGCACACAUCAUGUGGAAGCCCUGGCUGCAGCCCUGCUGCUCCACCUUCACACAGCUCUGUCAGUGCCAACAGAACUGACCCGGGGUCAGUGGACGACCUCCAUACAAAACUUCUUCAAGACCAACCUAAACAGAAUCCAAUUAAGAACCGUCCACGUAGAAUACUAACUUUCAGGAAUAAGGAGGAUGAAAAACUUUAUGACAGUUUAUGACAUGGCAUUGAAUGAAACUUGUGAAGAAUAUUCUAUGAUUUUCUUUGUACUGUAUAUAAAGUUUGCAUUAUGUAAACCUAAUGGAUUUAAUACGCUAUCUGUUUAAAACAUGAAGUAUAUCUGGGUUGGAUUAAAUGGAUGUCAUCUGAGACAGUUUCUAACUUUCACACAGACCUUCAAAAAUACAAUGUGAGUAAUUCAUACUAUGCAAAAAUUUAAUGAAUUAAAAAUAUAUAUAUUAAAAAAAUGCAAUUGACAGUGAUUGGCUUUUGAUGUGUAAAGCAAUUCAGCUCCACUAGCAACUGGAGAGAAUUUAUAACACCAUAUCAAAAGCAAACUAAUUAAAGUAAAAAAGGGCAAUGCUGGAGAGAUUACAUAAACCCAAUCGAAUGCAUGUCAUUUGGUCAUGUAAUAAAUUACAACCAUUGUGAUCAGAUGUUGUUGGGAUAGAUGGAGUUCUUCAGUGUAAAGUUCUGAUGGAUCCAAAGGUUUUAAUUCUGGACGGUUUGUAGGGACACAAAACAACACAAAAACUGUGGUGAAAACAAACAUUGCAUGUGUCAUCCCUCUGGGGAAGCAAGUAUUAGAAGCACCCUGGUGUUGGAAUCUGUUUCUUCAUCAAAUAAAUAAGAUUCUAACAAAGUCAGGGAUCAGAUUGAAAAUAAAGUCAAAUAAAAACAUAGAAAAGCUA